Blastocystis hominis is the source of this 927-nucleotide messenger RNA. RefSeq lists its product as hypothetical. The transcript is spliced from 6 exons. The record is from RefSeq and is a predicted model, not a curated record. The coding region runs from base 1 to 927 and encodes 308 amino acids. NCBI's taxonomy places the organism in Eukaryota, Bigyra, Opalinata, Blastocystidae.
AUGGAUGGUCUGGAUCUUGAUGAUGAAAAUGAGGGAAGAUCACCUUCUCAAGAAAGUAGGGAAAGGCAGCAGCGAGAGGUGGACUAUCGAGAUUAUCGAGAGGGCAUGAACUCGACAAGCCGCUCUACACGCGAUUUUAGCCGGAAGAGUGAGAGCCUUGGAGAAGAGGUGCUUCUUCAAGAAUUAAAGGCUGCGAAAGAGGAAAUAAAGGAGAGAGAACGGCGCAUUCAGCUUUUAGAAGAAGCUAAUGAUCGACUUGUUUUUCGAAUGCGCAACCUCCAAGUGGAGAUUCAGGGAAAGGAAAAAACGAUUCGCGAACUGAACCAGGAAAUAAACUUUAUGAAGCGAAAGCUCGAUAAACCCACCGAAAUCCUCGUAAACGAAAUAAAGCACAAAGAUUUAUUGAUCGAAACGCUGAAGAGGCGGCAGCAGCAGUAUCGGAGCGAUUCGAUCCCGAUCGAUCCGGAUGGUGAGCGAGGGUCGUUUUCCACGCCGCUCGUUCCGCAGCACAGCUAUGUCCGAAGUCGUCCUCGCGUGGUCCGGCAAAACCGCGCAUCCGUUCAAGAUGAAACAGAAAUCAUCAACGAAUGGAAUAAAGUGCUACAAAUCUUCUACGAAGCAGAUGCAAACCUCAUCCGGCAUCUUCGCCAAUACGUGAUCCUCUCGAUCUCUCGACUGGCCAUGCUGGAGCAGACGGGCUACGAGGACGAGGAAGGGAUCUACCGCGACUCUUGCUAUCUGUGCAGUGAAAAAUUCGACUGUUUUCAUAAGGCGUGUGUUUGUUAUUUCUGUCGAUUUAUGUUUUGUAAGCGAUGCGCACCGCGCAAGCUGGUGCUGGGAGCGAAUAAUAAGUCGCAACGAGUGUGUGUGCUGUGUGAACACAUGUAUAAAUUUGUGAAUAUGAAGGAUAAUAAGGAAUAUAGUUGA